Messenger RNA from Neoarius graeffei (lesser salmon catfish), 5784 nucleotides. RefSeq names its product immunoglobulin superfamily member 1-like. The record is from RefSeq and is a predicted model, not a curated record. Bases 24 to 5615 code for a protein of 1863 amino acids. Gene Ontology annotation, biological process: cell surface receptor signaling pathway. Gene Ontology annotation, molecular function: transmembrane signaling receptor activity. The transcript is spliced from 31 exons. Lineage: Eukaryota; Metazoa; Chordata; Actinopteri; Siluriformes; Ariidae.
CAGUCAGUCAUCAGAAGGGCAGGAUGGAGCUCCGUCCACUCUGUGUGAUGCUCUUGCUGACUGGACUCAUCCACUGUUCACAAACAGGAGCGCUAAAGGCCACACUCACACUGCAGUCUGGUGGGACAGAAGUAUUCAGAGGAGAGAAUGUCACCCUUAAAUGUGAAAUAGAGGGAGAAGACGAGUGGACUUACAUCUGGUUCAUGAAUGAAACUGAAAUUUCUACUAUAAAGACAAGUGAAUACACCUUUAUGGUGAAUGAUGAGGCUCCAUUUACCUGCAUGGGAACCCAGACUGUAGAUGGCCCACAGAUCACAGAAAAGAGUAAUCCUGUUCGCCUGUCUGUGUCAGAAAAACCCAAACCGACUGUGAGUGUGAAUCCUCAGAGCUCCAUCUACACUGGAGACACAGUUACUCUGAGCUGUAAUCUGCAGACGACUGGAUGGAGGUUUCUCUGGUACACAGAUCCUCAGAAAUCAAAUCCCCUGUCCCCUGGAGCCCGAGACACCAACACACUCAAUGAGACGCUCUCUAAUGAAGGACAAAUAAAUUACUCCUGUAAAGCACAGAGGGGAAACUAUGACUCAGAGUUCAGUGAUCCAGUCACGAUUACAGUGAGCGUAAGACCAAAGACGGAGGUGAACAUACAGCCAGCUGAGCAUGUGUUCACUGGAGAAUCCGUCACUCUCACAUGUGACCUACAGACUGGAGGAUCCUGGUCGUAUCACUGGUAUAGGGAUAAUAAACAACUCAGAGAUGCUGCAGGAGAGAAAACAUACACAAUCCGUAAUGUUGAAACCUCUCAUCAAGGUCAUUAUACAUGUAACGGAACACAGUCAUCAGACCCAACAUACACACAGACCAGUGAUGCUGUUACACUGACUGUAUCAGAAAAACCCAAACCGACUGUGAGUGUGAAUCCUCAGAGCUCCAUCUACACUGGAGACACAGUUACUCUGAGCUGUAAUCUGCAGACGACUGGAUGGAGGUUUCUCUGGUACACAGAUCCUCAGAAAUCAAAUCCCCUGCCCCCUGGAGCCCGAGACACCAACACACUCAAUGAGACGCUCUCUAAUGAAGGACAAAUAAAUUACUCCUGUAAAGCACAGAGGGGAAACUAUGACUCAGAGUUCAGUGAUCCAGUCACGAUUAUAGUGAGCGUGAGACCAAAGACGGAGGUGAACAUACAGCCAGCUGAGCAUGUGUUCACUGGAGAAUCCGUCACUCUCACAUGUGACCUACAGACUGGACGAUCCUGGUCGUAUCACUGGUAUAGGGAUAAUAAACAACUCAGAGAUGCUGCAGGAGAGAAAACAUACACAAUCCGUAAUGUUGAAACCUCUCAUCAAGGUCUUUAUACAUGUAACGGAACACAGUCAUCAGACCCAACAUACACACAGACCAGUGAUGCUGUUACACUGACUGUAUCAGAAAAACCCAAACCGACUGUGAGUGUGAAUCCUCAGAGCUCCAUCUACACUGGAGACACAGUUACUCUGAGCUGUAAUCUGCAGUCGACUGGAUGGAGGUUUCUCUGGUACACAGAUCCUCAGAAAUCAAAUCCCCUGUCUGGAGCCCGAGACACCAACACACACAAUGAGACGCUCUCUAAUGAAGGACAAAUAAAUUACUCCUGUAAAGCACAGAGGGGAAACUAUGACUCAGAGUUCAGUGAUCCAGUCACGAUUAUAGUGAGCGUGAGACCAAAGCCGAAGGUGAACAUACAGCCAGCUGGGCAUGUGUUCAUUGGAGAAUCCGUCACUCUCACAUGUGACAUACGGACUGGAGGAUCCUGGUGGUAUCACUGGUAUAGGGAUAAUAAACAACUCAGAGAUGCUGCAGAAAAGAAAACAUACACAAUCCAUAAUGUUGAAACCUCUCAUCAAGGUCUUUAUACAUGUAAAGGAACACAGUCAUCAGACCCAACAUACACACAGACCAGUGAUGCUGUUACACUGACUGUAUCAGAAAAACCUAAACCUGAACUCAGAUCAGACCUUAAAGGAGCUGCACUGACAGGAAACUCAGUGACUCUGUACUGUACACUGAAGCUGCAGUCUGCUGGAUGGAAGUUUUACUGGAGCACACCCACACAGAGCUCUGAGACUGAAACACACGACUACACCAUCAGAUCAGUUCGAGUCUCUGAUGGAGGUCAGUACUGGUGCAGAGCUGGAAGAGGAAACCCAGUCUACUACACAGACUACAGUGAUGCACUCUGGGUAAAUGUUAUUGAGAGACCUAAACCUGUGGUGAUUAUAAAGCCUGAUAAGGAGGUGUUCAGAGGAGAGAGAGUGACUUUCAGAUGUGAGAUACCGAGAGGAAGAGACACUGAGUGGACAUACAGCUGGAAGAGGAAUGAUUACACACGCUCAUACCGAACAACACAGGAGUUUAGUCUUUAUUCAGUAGGAAAUGAUGUCAGCGGUAAAUACACCUGCAGUGGGAGGAGAAGUGACUCUCAGAGCUCAGAGACCAGUGAUGCUGUUACACUGACUGUAUCAGAAAAACCCAAACCGACUGUGAGUGUGAAUCCUCAGAGCUCCAUCUACACUGGAGACACAGUUACUCUGAGCUGUAAUCUGCAGUCGACUGGAUGGACUUUUCUCUGGUACAAUUAUCAGCAAUCAAAAGAUCUGACACCUGAUGAUCCACACAGUAACACACUCACUGGGACAGUGUCUAAUGAAGGACAAAUAAAGUACGCCUGUAAAGCACAGAGGGGAAACUAUGACUCAGAGUUCAGUGAUCCAGUCAGGAUUACAGUGAGAGCAAGACCAAAGCCAGUCGUGACAAUACAGCCAGCUGGGCGUGUGUUCAUUGGAGAAACCGUCACUUUCACAUGUAACAUACGGACUGGAGGAUCCUGGUCAUAUGACUGGUAUAGGGAUAAUACAAAACUCAGUGUUCCUUCCUGGACGAAUCAAAACACAAUCUAUCAGGUUAAAACCUCUGAUAAAGGUGGUUAUACAUGUAAAGGAACACAGUCAUCAGACCCAACAUACCCACAGACCAGUGAUGCUGUUACACUGACUGUAUCAGAAAAACCUAAACCUGAACUCACAUCAGACCUUAAAGGAGCUGCACUGACAGGAAACUCAGUGACUCUGUACUGUACACUGAAGCUGCAGUCUGCUGGAUGGAAGUUUUACUGGAUCACAUCCACACAGAGCUCUGAGACUGAGACUGAUUCACACGACUACGCCAUCAGAUCAGUUCGAGUCUCUGAUGGAGGUCAGUACAAGUGCAGAGCUGGAAGAGGAAACCCAGUCUACUACACACACUACAGUGAUGCACUCUGGGUAGAAGUUAUUGAGAGACCUAAACCUGUGGUGAUUAUAAAGCCUGAUAAGGAGGUGUUCAGAGGAGAGACAGUGACUUUCAGAUGUGAGAUACAGAGAGGAAGAGACACUGAGUGGACAUACAGCUGGAAGAGGAAUGAUUACACACGCUCAUACCGAACAAUACAGGAGUUUAGUCUUUAUUCAGUAGAAAAUUAUCACAGCGGUAAAUACACCUGCAGUGGGAGGAGAAGUGACUCUCAGAGCUCAGAGACCAGUGAUGCUGUUACACUGACUGUAUCAGAAAAACCUAAACCUGAACUCAGAUCAGGCCUUAAAGGAGCUGCACUGACAGGAAACUCAGUGACUCUGUCCUGUACACUGAAGCCGCAGUCUGCUGGAUGGAAGUUUUACUGGAUCACACCCACACAGAGAUCUGAGACUGAAUCACACGACUACACCAUCAGAUCAGUUCGAGUCUCUGAUGGAGGUCAGUACUGGUGCAGAGCUGGAAGAGGAAACCCAGUCUACUACACACACUACAGUGACGCACUCUGGGUAAAUGUUGUUGAGAGACCUAAACCUGUGGUGAGUAUAAAGCCUGAUAAGGAGGUGUUCAGAGGAGAGACAGUGACUUUCAGAUGUGAGAUACCGAGAGGAAGAGACACUGAGUGGACAUACAGCUGGAAGAGGAAUGAUGACACACUCUCAUCCCGAACAACACAGGAGUUUAGUCUUGAUUCAGUAGGAAAUGAUGUCAGCGGUAAAUACACCUGCAGUGGGAGGAGAAGUGACUCUCAGAGCUCAGAGACCAGUGAUGCUGUUACACUGACUGUAUCAGAAAAACCCAAACCUGAACUCACAUCAGACCUUAAAGGAGCUGCACUGACAGGAAUCCCAGUGACUCUGUACUGUACACUGAAGCCACAGUCUGCUGGAUGGAAGUUUUACUGGAACACAUCAACACAGAGCUCUGAGACUGAAACAGAAUCAGGCCACUAUGUCAUCAGACCAGUUAAUGUCUCUGAUGGAGGUCAGUACUGGUGCCGAGCUGGAAGAGGAAACCCAGUCUACUACACACACUACAGUGAUGCACUCUGGGUAAAGGUUACUGGUGAAUCAGCUCCAGUGUCUCUGAUCAUCAGUCCCAGCAGAACUCAACACUUCACUGCUGACUCUCUCUCACUGAGCUGUGAGGACCAGAGUGACUCUACUGGAUGGACAGUGAGACGAUACACACACAAAGAGACACCGUUCAAUUGUUUAUCAUAUUCAGGAUCUACAUGUAACAUCAGCUCCCUCUCUACAUCACACACUGGAGUUUACUGGUGUCAGUCUGAAUCUGGAGGACACAGUAAUCCUGUCAACAUCACAGUGCACCAUGGUGACGUGAUCCUGGACAGUCCUGUCCAUCCUGUUACUGAGGGACGUCCUCUGACUUUACGCUGUUUGUAUCGCAACACAAAGAUCUCAGAGUCUGGUGCUGAUUUCUAUAAAAAUGAUUCAGUUCUCCAGAACCAGACUACAGGAGAGAUGACCAUCAGGAGUGUCUCAAAGUCAGAUGAAGGUUUCUACCACUGUAAACACCCACAGAGAGGAGAGUCACCAAAAAGCUGGGUUUCAGUCAAAGUUUCAGCUCCUAGAUCCACUGGACUAAUUUUAGGACUGAGCUUGGCCUUCGUGUUUGCCAUCUUAAUGAUCUUACUGAUCCUUCUGUUACGUUACAAGAAAAAAAAAGGUGUAGAAUAUCAGUCUCAGUCUUCUGCAGUAAAUCAGGACACCAGUCAGCUUGCAGAUGGUGAAAAUAUCUAUGAAAAUGCUGCUACCAGGACCACAGCUGAUUCUGCAGCUGGCUCCAGUAAUACAGUCAACCCACAGGUUGUGACUAGAAAAAAGAAACAAAAUGAUCAUGCAGCCAGAGGGCCAGAUGAUGUGAUGUAUUCCAAAAUUGAAAUGAAAAAGCUUAAACUUCGCAGUGAAAAUGUCUCUGCACUGAGACCAAGUGAUGUGGUUUACUCCCCAAUUAAAUUUGCAAACUUGAAAUCCAAGGAUGCUGCCACCAACCCAGGUGAUGUGACGUAUGCUGAAAUUGAGGUGAAAAAACAAAAGAAGCCAAAGCAAAAAGAAGGAAAGAGCGUUGAGGGAGCUGACACUGUGUACUCAGAACUGAAGCAGAACAUAGAUAACGGGGAUUUCACUGAAACGGCUGAUACGACCUAUGCCCAGGUCAGAAAAAAGGGCAAAAUGGAUAAUCCAGGGGGUUUCACUGAAACAGCUGAUGCGACCUAUGCCCAGGUCAGAAAAAAGGGCAAAAGGGAUAAUCCAGGUUCAUGAAGAAAAACCAACAUGUCCAAUCAGGGUUUGCUGAAACAGUGAACUAACAUGGUGAAACAAACACGGUGAAACAAAAAUGGUGAAAAAAAAAAUAAAAAAAUACAGGUGCAGUGUAGUUUUUGAAAAGCAGCCACACACAGUGGAUGAGAUUAUCAUCCACUUUAUCCAU